This is a messenger RNA of Oncorhynchus keta (chum salmon), 11666 nucleotides long. RefSeq names its product myosin X, like 3 (gene myo10l3). Lineage: Eukaryota; Metazoa; Chordata; Actinopteri; Salmoniformes; Salmonidae. Gene Ontology annotation, molecular function: protein binding; ATP binding; cytoskeletal motor activity. The record is from RefSeq and is a predicted model, not a curated record. Gene Ontology annotation, cellular component: cytoskeleton; myosin complex.
ACACACUACACGAGUCAAACAGACGGACGCUGUGUCUAUUUGUGUUGAGGUGUUUUAAAUCCCGUUUACAACUGAUUUCUGACUGGGACGCUAAUAGGAAUUCCCUGGUGUGUAUUCCCGUUAGGAGAAGAAAGAGAGCGAAGGAAACGUCUCUCAUCUUGACCUCUGCUCGCGAAUGGAAAGCAUCAGGAAAUACAUGUUCGUCCUCCGCUCCACUGUGGGACCUGGAAUCUAAGAUCAGAAGACUUUCUUGGAGGAUCAUUCAUUGUAAAUGGAUUCCUUCUUUGUAGAGGGGGCCCGUGUCUGGCUGCGGGACAAAGAGCUGCUCCUCCCUGCUACUGUCAGCUCCUGUUCCCACGAUGACGGAUACCUGGUCCUUACAACCGACUACGGAAAGGUGAUGUACCUGCAGCAGGGGGAGCUGAGCAGAGACAAGGUGUUUCCUAUGCACCCCACCAGUAUUAAUGGAGUAGAGGACAUGUCUACUCUGGCAGAACUACAUGAAGCUGCCAUCAUGUACAACCUUUACCUCCGCUACCAGAAGGACUGCAUCUAUACCAACAUAGGCUCUAUCCUAGCAGCGGUGAACCCCUACAAGCAGAUCCCAGGUCUGUAUGACCCAGCAGCAGUAGACCUGUAUAGUAGACACCACCUGGGAGAGCUGCCCCCUCAUAUCUUCGCUGUGGCCAACGAGUGUUACCGCUGUCUCUGGAAGAGACACGACAGCCAGUGUGUUCUCAUCAGUGGAGAGUCAGGAGCAGGGAAGACAGAGAGUACCAAGCUGCUGCUCCAGUUCCUGUCUGUGAUGUCUCAGAAGUCUGCCGGGACAGCCCCCUCUGAGAGGAGCACCCGCGUGGAGCUGGCCAUUAUCCAGAGCAGCCCCAUCAUGGAGGCGUUUGGGAAUGCCAAGACGGUGUACAACAACAACUCUUCCCGCUUUGGGAAGUUUAUCCAGCUGCACUUCUCCCAGAGUGGGAACAUCCAGGGAGGCUGUAUCAUCGACUAUUUACUUGAAAAGAACCGUGUGGUGAGACAGAACCCUGGAGAGAGGAACUAUCAUAUCUUCUAUGCUCUGCUGGCCGGGGCCGACAAAAACCACAAAGAGCUGUACUUCCUGUCAGAGGGCCCAGAGUCAUACCACUACCUGAGUCAGUCUGGCUGUGUGAAGGACAGGAGUCUAGAUGACCUGAAGCUAUAUGACAGUUUCAUGGAGGCUCUAAAGGUGAUGCAGUUCAGUGAGGAGGAGAUACGUGACGUCUUCAAGCUGCUGUCUGCUGUUCUCCUGAUGGGGAACAUAGAGUUCAUGACCGCAGGAGGAGCACAGGUCACCUCUAAUGGAGUGGUCAGUAAUGUCAGUGAUCUGCUGGGCCUGGACUCGUUCCAGCUGUCUGAGGUUCUGACCCAGAGGUCCAUGACCCUGAGAGGAGAGGAGAUCUGUUCACCCCUCACUGUGGAACAGGCGGUGUGCUCUCGGGACUCGGUUGCCAUGGCGUUGUACGCCCAGUCUUUCUCCUGGAUCAUCACACGGAUCAACCAGAAGGUCAGAGGGAAGGACAACUUCAAGUCCAUCGGUAUCCUCGACAUCUUCGGCUUCGAGAAUUUUGAGGUGAACAGGUUUGAACAGUUCAACAUCAACUACGCCAAUGAGAAGCUCCAGGAAUACUUCAACAAACACAUCUUCUCCCUGGAACAGCUGGACUACAACAGAGAGGGGAUCCAGUGGGAAGCCAUAGACUGGAUGGAUAAUGCAGAGUGUCUGGACCUCAUAGAGAAGAAACUGGGCAUGUUGGCUCUGAUCAACGAAGAGAGUCGCUUCCCAAAAGGCACCGACUACACCCUGCUAGAGAAACUACACAGUAGACACGCUACUAACCAGUACUACAUGAAGCCCAGAGUGACUGAUCACCAGUUUGGCAUCAAGCACUAUGCUGGAGAGGUUCUGUAUGACGUCAGAGGGGUCCUACAGAAGAACCGGGACACCUUCAGAGAUGACGUCUUAAACAUGCUCAAGGACAGCAGGCUUGACUUCAUCUAUGACCUGUUUGAGCGUGUCGGGAGCAGGAACGGAGAGGAGACCCUGAAGAUGGGGACGGCCAGACGCAAACCCACCGUCAGCUCUCAGUUCAGGGACUCUCUCCAUUCCUUGAUGAACACUCUGAGUGCCUCCAACCCUUUCUUUGUGCGCUGCAUCAAACCCAACAUGAACAAGAACGCCAACAUGUUUGACCCAGAAGUGGUCCUGAACCAGCUGAGGUAUUCUGGGAUGUUGGAGACCGUGAAGAUCCGCAGGGCUGGUUUCCCUGUCCGCAGGACUUUUAAUGACUUCUACAGCAGGUACAAUAUGAUCCUGAAAGACAAGCAUCCAACAGACGACCAGAGAGGAAGGUGCACAGAGCUGCUGAUGUCAUACGACCCCGCCAAGAUAGACUGGCAGCUGGGGAAGACUAAGGUGUUCCUGAAGGAAGAGCUGGAACACCGGCUGGAGAAGGGGAGGGAAGAGGUGCGGAGACAGGCGGGCAUGGUGAUCCGGGCACACAUACUCAGCUAUGUGGCAAGGAAGCGAUAUAAGAGGGUGCUGGUCAGCACCGUCACCAUCCAGAAGAACUACAGAGCUCACUUCUGGAGACGUGUGUUCCUUCGUCUCCGCACCGCAGCUGUCAUUCUACAGAAACACCAUCGAGGUCGGCUGGCCCGAGGCCUCUAUCGACACCUCUCUGAGGAGAAGAAGAGGAUAGAGGAGGAGGAGAGACGGCAAAUAGAGGGGGAGAGGAGGAGGCUGGAGGAAGAGGAGUUGAGGAGGAGGGAGGAGGAGAGACGGCAAGUAGAGGGGGAGAGGCUGGAGGAAGAGAAUAGACGAGAGGAGGAGGAGUUGAGGAGGAGGAAGGAGGAGGAGGAGAGACUGAGGGUGUUGGAGCUGGAGGAGGUGAGGAGGAAGGAGGAGGAGAGACGGAGGGUGUUGGAGCUGGAGGAGGUGAGGAGGAAGGAGGAGGAGAGACGGAGGGUGUUGGAGCUGGAGGAGGUGAGGAGGAAGGAGGAGGAGAGACGGAGGGUGUUGGAGCUGGAGGAGGUGAGGAGGAAGGAGGAGGAGAGACGGAGGGUGUUGGAGCUGGAGGAGGUGAGGAGGAUGGAGGAGGAGAGACUGAGACAACAAAAGGAGCAGGAAGCAGCGAAGAGAAAGGAGGAGGAGCUUUGCAACGGACAGCAAGUCGAAGACGAGGAGAAAGCUACAGCCAACAACAGGAACUCCCUGGAGAUGGAAUCUCCUGCUCCUCAUAAGGAGGUGUCCCUGUCCUACUCCCUGCCCCACCACACCUCUGAGGAGGAGUCCUGUCAGAUGGAGGAGAUCCUUCGGCUGGAGAAGGAGAUUGAGAGGCUGCAGCGCCAGAAGGAGGACGGGGUUUCCAUGUUAGGGGACGUCCUUGGAGGGACCGGGGAGGAGCUCCGGCGGAGGAGGGACGCAGAGAUCUACCAGCUGGAGAAGGAGGCGUCUCGCGUGGCCACAGAGUUCCUGGAGCUCCUGGACUUUGGGGGUCUGGAACAGAGUCUGUCCAGCGAGGAGAAUCUCCACGACCCCUCGGAGAGCACCGCUCCCCUGGCCCGGGCCGAGGAGGAGGAGGAGGACGAGGGCUUCCAUGCUGAGGAGGAGUGUCCCGGUAGCGGUAUCCUCCUGCCUGACUUCCCUCUCCCUGUGGAGGUUCCUCUGGACCAGGAGGUCUUCUCCUCCCUCCCUCCUCCUCCUGCCUUCGCUGAGAGUCUGGUAGCACAUGCCCUGGCUCUCUCUCAGGCCCCGUGUUGUCCCCCUGUUUACUACCCCCUCACCUCUAUUGUCCCUACACACCACCCGGCUCCUCCUCUCCCUGGCCUCACCAACGGAGGUGGGAAGGCUCUCUGUCACCAACCCACCAGGAGAAUAGAGGUGGCUCCAGAGACCGACAGCGUGCCCAGAAGAGUGGACGUAGUACCCGACAGACCCUGUGCCAGGGUAGAUGUUACGCCAACUAGAAUAGACGCGGUACCCUCCAGAGUCCCAGAGGCUGUGCCAGACAGGAGAGCAGAGCUAGUGCCCACUGUGCCUGUCCCAGGGGCCAGGGAGGUCAGAGAGGAGGUGUCAUUCAGUGUCCUACCAGACACAGAGUCAUACUGUGACCAGGAGGAGUUUGAGGAGGUGCAGGGGAGUACAGGCUCUGGAGACGUAGCCAGUAUCACGGACGGACAUGCAACUGAUGAGGUGCUGAGGAAAUCAUCCUGUACUCAGAACAGCCUGGACUCCUUCAGAGGCAGCUCAGACUCUUUUAUAGACAGUGACACAAGCAACGAUGGCUAUGUGGACACAGACGAGGAGGUGUCCAAUGGGAGGGUGAAUCUACUGAACGGCUCUGGGCCUCCAUACUUCCACAGCUACCUCUACAUGAAGGGUGGACUGAUGAUCCCGUGGCGACGGAGGUGGUGUGUGUUGAAGGACGAAACCUUCAUGUGGUUCAGGGCUAAGCAGGACAGUCUGAAGAGUGGCUGGCUGUAUAAGAAGGGAGGUGGCAUGUCUACUCUGUCCAGACGGAACUGGAAGCUGCGCUGGUUCGUACUGAGAGACGAUAAACUCAUGUACUUUGAGAGCGACAGCGAGGAGAAACUGAAGGGGACCGUGGACAUCCGCUCCGCCAGGGACAUAGUGGAUAACCAUGCCAAAGAGAAUGCUUUGAACAUCGUGACUGAAGAGAGAACCUACCACAUUUAUGCAGAGACUCCUGAAGAUGCCAGUGGCUGGUUCAACGUGCUGAGUCGUGUCCACAGUGCCAGUCCAGACCAGCUGAUGGAGAUGAACCAUGAGCAGGCCGACCCCAAGAACGCUGUGGGAACUGUGGAUGUUGGACUGAUCGACUCUGUGUGCGCGUCAGACAAUCCUGACAGACCCAACUCGUUUGUCAUCAUCACUGCUAACCGUGUGAUCCACUGCAACACUGAGAUGCCUGAAGAGAUGCACCACUGGAUCGGCCUGCUGCAGAAACCUAAAGGAGACGCCAGGAUAGACGGGCAGGAGUUCUUCGUCAGAGGUUGGCUUCACAAGGAGAUAAGGGCUAAGAGCACUAGUCUGAAGCUGAAGAAGAGAUGGUUUGUAUUGACCUCUAACUCUCUGGACUACUACAAGUCUUCAGAGCGCAGUGUGUCCAAGCUGGGGACCCUGGUCCUCAACAGUCUCUGCUCUGUGGUCCAGCCCGACGAGAAGGUCUUCAAGGACACCGGUUACUGGAACAUCAUCGUCCACGGACGUAAACACUCGUACCACCUCUACACCAAACUACUGAACGAGGCUAUGCGCUGGGCGUCGGCCAUACAGGGGGCUGUCGACAGCAAGGUUCCCAUAGAGACACCCACACAGCAACUCAUCAGGGACAUCAAGGAGAGCAGUCUGAACGUGGAAGCUGUAGAACAGACGUAUUGGAGGAACCCUAUCCUCAGAUAUACCCAGCACCCCCUCCACUCCCCCCUGCUUCCUCUGCCUUAUGGGGAGGUCAACAUCCACCUCCAUAAGGAGAAGGGCUAUGCCAGCCUGCAGGACGAGGCAGUGAAGAUCUUCAACUCUCUGCAGGAGAUGGAGUCUGUGUCUGACCCCGUGCCGAUCAUCCAGGGCAUCCUCCAGACCUGCCACGACCUACGCCUGCUCAGAGACGAGGUCUACUGUCAGCUCAUCAAGCAGACCAAUCACGUGCCUCAGCCCAACAGCUCGGCCAAUCGCGCCCACUGGCACCUCCUCACCUGUAUGAGCUGUACCUUCCUGCCCAGCCGGGGCAUCCUGCGCUACCUCAAGUUCCACCUUAAAGGGGUGAAGGAGCAGUUUCCUGGAACAGAGGUGGACAUGUUUGCUCAUUUCAUAGGUGAGUCUCUGAAGAGGACCAAGGUCAGGGACUUCGUACCGUCUCAGGAGGAGAUCGUAGCCUUACUGACCAGGCAGGAAAUGACGACUACGGUCUACUGCCACGGAGGAGGAUCCAACAAGAUCUCCAUCAACUCAAAGAGUCACACCACCGCUGGAGAGGUGGUGGAGAAGUUGAUCCGAGGACUGGCCAUGGAGGACAGUAGAAACAUGUUUUCCCUGUUUCAACACAACAACACUACGGACCGCGCUGUGGAGAGCAGAGUCAUCGUGGCUGACGUACUCGCCAAGUUUGAGAGGCUGUCAGGCAGUGAGGAGGUGGAGGAGGAGGGGCAGUGGAGGCUCUACUUCAAACUCUACUGUUUCCUGGAUGUAGAGAGCAUGCCCAAGGAAGGGGUGGAGUUCGCUUUCAUGUUCGAACAGGCUCAUGAGUCUCUGACCAGCGGUCACCUCCCGGCCCCAGAAGACACCCUGCAGCACCUGGCCGCUCUCAGGCUCCAGUUCCUCCACGGGGACGAGGCCCGGGUCAGCUGGUCUCUGGACACCGUCUACCCUGUAGGCAGGCUCCGCGCACGUAUCCUGCACUUCACCAAGGUGGGCGCGGCGGGGCCUGUGGGCCAAACCCUUGAGCGGAGGCGGACCAGCUUCCUGGACGGGACCCUGCGCCGCAGCGGGCUGAAGACGGGCUCCAUGAAGAAACAGAAGAUGGAGGAGGAACAGAUGCUGGAGAUGUGGGUGAAGGAGGAGACUUCAGCCACCAGAACCUCCAUCGUAGAGAAGUGGUCCAGACUUCAGGGACUGGACCAGCACACUGCCAUGCUCAAAUACAUGAACAUCAUCAAGGAGUGGCCCGGAUAUGGGUCCACACUGUUCGACGUGGAGUGUAAAGAAGGAGGCUUUCCUCAUGACCUGUGGCUGAGUGUGAGUGCAGAGAACGUGUCGGUCUACAAGAGAGGAGAACCCAAACCUCUGGAGACGUUCCCCUAUGAACACAUCAUCUUCUUCGGAUCUCCCCAGGCCACUACCUAUAAGAUCACAGUGGACGACAGAGAUAUGUUCUUUGAGACACCUCUGGUUGGAGAGAUCACUAAGAUCAUGAAAGCCUACAUCAACAUGAUCGUAAAAAAGAGAUGCAGUGUCAGAUCUGGGCCCAGCUACGGAACCAACUGGAUCAGGUGAGAUGUGGGACAGAACGCAGCCCAGUUGGCUUCCUACCGCCCCUGACCAGAAGGCUACAAGGCAGCAGGGUCCAUGAAGACAGAACUGUUCUCCUCAACUCAGAUGUCUGAAUAACUGAAAGCAGGCUGCUACUCAGCUACUCCAGAACUCGUCCAACUCCGGUGUCCCAACUCCGGUGUCCCUCAGUGUGGUACGCCAAAGCCAACAUUCUAGAACAUUCUAGAAUGUGUAGCGCUAAAAGGCGGAACUGCGUUCCUCAACCGUUUCCUAUUGCUAUUCUAUAGCUGUCGACGUGGAUACCACGUUACCUUCUGCUAUUAUUUACAUCAAUUUAUCAAUAGUAUGGACCAAUCAGGAUGUCACAUCAAAUUUCCUUUCGUAUCAAAUUCUACCAUUUUCCAAUGGGAUUGAGAGAGAGAAAUGUAUCACUGUCCUGCCUUGCCCUGACUCGCUCCCCUUUCCUUAUAAGAAUGUUGUGUCUAUUUUUAAAUUGGCAAGUGUUAUUAUUUUUUAUUAUAAUAACAUAUGUAAAUGAAUGGGCGCCCAACUAUACCGUUAUAUAUUUACAAUGAGAAGAAGUUAUUUGUCUAAGUAAAGUUGAAAGACUUUCCCCUCGGGUUUUUCUGAGCAAUAGGAGUUGAAUCCCAAACCAACCACAGACUCAGGGGAAGGUGGUCACCCAUAGCAUCUCACUGGUCACCAUAGCAGCACCCACCCAUAGCAUCUCACUGGUCACCAUAGCAGCACCCACCCAUAGCAUCUCACUGGUCACCAUAGCAGCACCCACCCAUAGCAUCUCACUGGUCACCAUAGCAGCACCCACCCAUAGCAUCUCACUGGUCCCCAAAGCCAAUUUCUCCUUGGUUGGUUGAACCUCUUUACAUUUGAAUUCCUUAAAUGGGUUCACUGCUUCCAUCCAUGUGGUUAUUCGUCUACUUUGGACUGUAAAAGUAAUAGUUUUGACUUUCAGGAAUGGCAUCACCAAGCCAGGGUUAUGUCAGGGCUAAUAGCUUGAUGGUUAUAACCAGUUAUAAUGCUAGUGGCAGAAGCUGCUAUUCUAUAGCCUGGUCCCAGAUCUGUUUGUGCUAUUGCCUACUCUGAUUAUGAAGCUUAACAUGUUUGAUAUGACAAUUCCAUAAGAAGUUGGCAAAAGAGCAGGAAAAAGCAGGCUGGUGCCCAAAGCUAGCCAUUCUACCCAGUGCCCGAGAAGCAGGUUUUUAACUCUGGGGAAAUAACACUAGUAUUUUAUAUAACUAGAACAAACCAAUACAUAAUCCAUCACUACUAUAUUCAGGUUAUUAUUUAUUUACUAUAAAGGCAGUGGUUUAAUAAAGAACAUUUUCGCUUAAUUCUAAAGAACGUCAUUAUAUAAUUUAGUCUGAGGUAAUUUUAAUUUAAAUGUUUUAUUUGCUAUUUUGAUUUGAAACCGGUUUCGUCCUCGUAACGAAAUGUUUUGUGUGACUGAAACUGUUGAAAGAGAGCGUGACGUGUUGAUGUAACGAGCUGGAAGGUACUUCCUGGUUUUUGUGUUACAGAAGUAUUGUUGGUCACGAGCGAUAGAGCAGGGUUAACCAUUUGGCACCCCAACUUUUACGAGCAAAUAUUAUCAUAAAAAUGGUUGGACACGUGACUGUAAUAAAACACCUGCACCUCGGCUCCAAAUGAUUAACAUUUUGGAUGUUCGUAUUCCCACGCCUAAGAGACAUUGACCGGACAAAACAUUAGGAACAUCCUACUCAUAUUGCGUUUCACCCCCUUUUGCCCUCAGAACGGGCUCAAUUCGUCAGGGCAUGGACAAUACAAGGUGUCGAAAGUGUUUCCCAGGGAUGCUGGCCCAUGUUGACUCCAACGCUUUCCACAGUUGUGUCACCUGGUCAGUCUAUGUCAUGGAAAGACCAGGUGUUCAUAAUGUUUUGUACACUCAGUGUAUAUAUGUGAUUGUAAACAAAUGUAAGCAAGGUUUGAAAUCAUUAUGUAUUAGUCAAAUAUUAUAUCCUAUUUGAUAUUCUUGCGGUCAAUUUGCACUCUACAAAGUGUUAUGGAUGAUGUCCCAGCCCCCUGUCCCAGCCCCCUGUCCCAGCCCCCUGUCCCAGCCCCCUGACCAUCCAUUCGCUCAAGAAACAAAAUAGUGUGAUAACAUGACAUUCUGGUGAUGAUAACAUAACAUUGUGGGAUUACAUUGUGAUAACAUGACAGUGUGAUAUCAUGACAGUGUGAUAUCAUGACAUUGUGAUAACAUGACAUUGUGAUAACAUGACAUUGGGAUAUCAUGACAUUGGGAUAUCAUGACAGUGUGAUAUCAUGACAGUGUGAUAUCAUGACAGUGUGAUUACAUUGUGUGAUGACAUUGUGAUAACAUGACAUUGUGAUAACAUGACAUUGUGAUAUCAUGACAGUGUGAUGACAUGACAUUGUGAUAUCAUGACAUUGUGAUAUCAUGACAUUGUGAUAUCAUGACAGUGUGAUGACAUGACAUUGUGAUGACAUGACAUUGUGAUAUCAUGACAGUGUGAUGACAUGACAUUGUGAUAUCAUGACAUUGUGAUAUCAUGACAGUGUGAUAUCAUGACAGUGUGAUAUUGUGACAGUGUGAUGACAUGACAUUGUGAUAACAUGACAUUGGGAUAUCAUGACAGUGUGAUAUCAUGACAGUGUGAUUACAUUGUGUGAUUACAUUGUGUGAUGACAUUGUGAUAACAUGACAGUGUGAUGACAUGACAGUGUGAUGACAUGACAGUGUGAUGACAUGACAGUGUGAUGACAUGACAGUGUGAUAACAUGACAUUGUGAUAUCAUGACAGUGUGAUUACAUUGUGUGAUUACAUUGUGUGAUGACAGUGUGAUAACAUGACAGUGUGAUGACAUGACAGUGUGAUAACAUGACAGUGUGAUAUCAUGACAGUGUGAUUACAUUGUGUGAUUACAUUGUGUGAUGACAGUGUGAUAACAUGACAGUGUGAUGACAUGACAGUGUGAUAUCAUGACAGUGUGAUAUCAUGACAGUGUGAUAUCAUGACAGUGUGAUUACAUUGUGUGAUUACAUUGUGUGAUGACAGUGUGAUAACAUGACAGUGUGAUGACAUGACAGUGUGAUAACAUGACAGUGUGAUGACAUGACAUUGUGAUGACAUGACAUUGUGAUAACAUGACAUUGUGAUAUCAUGACAGUGUGAUGACAUGACAGUGUGAUGACAUGACAGUGUGAUAACAUGACAGUGUGAUGACAUGACAUUGUGAUAACAUGACAUUGUGAUAUCAUGACAGUGUGAUGACAUGACAGUGUGAUGACAUGACAGUGUGAUGACAUGACAGUGUGAUGACAUGACAUUGUGAUAACAUGACAUUGUGAUAUCAUGACAGUGUGAUGACAUGACAUUGUGAUAUCAUGACAUUGUGAUAUCAUGACAUUGGGAUAUCAUGACAUUGGGAUAUCAUGACAUUGGGAUAUCAUGACAUUGGGAUAUCAUGACCGUGUGAUAUCAUGAGUGUGAUAUCAUGACAGUGUGAUGACAUGACAUUGGGAUAUCAUGACAUUGGGAUAUCAUGACAUUGGGAUAUCAUGACCGUGUGAUAUCAUGACCGUGUGAUAUCAUGACCGUGUGAUAUCAUGACUGUGUGAUAUCAUGACUGUGUGAUAUCAUGACAUUGGGAUAUCAUGACAGUGUGAUGACAUUGUGAUAUCAUGACAUUGGGAUAUCAUGACAGUGUGAUAACAUGACAUUGGGAUAUCAUGACAGUGUGAUAUCAUGACACUGGGAUAUCAUGAUAUUGGGAUAUCAUGACAGUGUGAUGACAUGACAUUGGAAUAUCAUGACAGUGUGAUAUCAUGACGGUGUGAUAUCAUGACAGUGUGAUAUCAUGACAUUGGGAUAUCAUGACAGUGUGAUAUCAUGACAUUGGGAUAUCAUGGCAGUGUGAUAACAUGACAGUGUGAUAUCAUGACAGUGUGAUAUCAUGACAUUGGGAUAACAUAACAUUGUGGGAUUACAUUGGGAUAUCAUGACAGUGUGAUAUCAUGACAUUGGGAUAUCAUGACAGUGUGAUAUCAUGACAUUGGGAUAUCAUGGCAGUGUGAUAACAUGACAGUGUGAUAUCAUGACAGUGUGAUAACAUGACAUUGGGAUAUCAUGACAUUGGGAUAACAUGACAUUGUGGUGAUGAUAACAUUGAAUACAUGGUGGUAUCAUGACAGUGUGUUGAUGACAUUGUGGUAUCAUGACAGUGUGUCGAUGACAUGGUGGUAUCAUGACAGUGUGUUGAUGACAUUGUGGUAUCAUGACAGUGUGUUGAUGACAUUGUGGUAUCAUGACAGUGUGUUGAUGACAUUGUGGUAUCAUGACAGUGCACUGUAUAGGGAAUAAGGUGCCAUUUCAGCUGCUGGUAGCCACACCUGUACCAGAACCAUUUUAUUUAGUAAAUCAUUUUUCUUUAACCAACAAUGCCGUUUGAAGAAAAAUGAGAGUCACGGACUUGUAAGUAAUCAUUCCACGUUAUGACAAAUACACAUUUGAUCAUGACUGUUCGGUUCCCUUGGCUGGAGAGAGUAAAACGGGCUGGUAAAUAUGUUUGUUGUAACUGGAUUUACAAAAUGCUUUAAUAAAAUGACUGUAUCUCAUAA